Pseudoliparis swirei is the source of this 3313-nucleotide messenger RNA. RefSeq names its product origin recognition complex subunit 1-like. The transcript has 18 exons. Lineage: Eukaryota; Metazoa; Chordata; Actinopteri; Perciformes; Liparidae. The record is from RefSeq and is a predicted model, not a curated record. Gene Ontology annotation, molecular function: chromatin binding; ATP hydrolysis activity; ATP binding. Gene Ontology annotation, biological process: mitotic DNA replication checkpoint signaling; DNA replication initiation. Gene Ontology annotation, cellular component: nuclear origin of replication recognition complex. Bases 155 to 3013 code for a protein of 952 amino acids.
GAGUGGUGCUGUGAGUUGUCUGAAGACCGACUGUGUGGACAUUUCCAAUGCGGGGUUUGAAUUAAAGCAGACACACGGACAAAAACAAGUCCUCCUGUUGUCCUGGUUGUUGUUUGUCUUGUUGAGCUCGUGCAGCCGACUGCGAGGACACAGGAUGAAGUAUUUCACCAGGCUGAGAGUCAGGCGAGUCUACGAGUGGCGUGGAAGGCCUUUAAGUUUCAACAGGAAGUUAAAAACCUAUGAAUAUGGCUCUUUGGCCAUCAGCGUGGAGGGUCUCUCAAGUAGCACUGUCAUCAAGAUCGGCCAACACAUCCUCAUAGAAGGAGAGGACGAAGACUGCCCGUACGUGGCCAAAGUCAUCAGGCUGUUUGGUGACGAGAGCGGGAAGCAGAAGAAGGCGGUGGUUCAGUGGUUUGUUCGCGUGUCCGAAGUGCCGUUGAGCAAACGGAAGAUGCUGGGCAGAGAGCCUCACGCGAAGGAGAUCUUCUACUACCAGGGUCGCAGCUGUGACGACGAGGUCGACGCCGAGUCCAUCCUCAAACCUGUGCAGGUGAUGCACCUCGAUGCAGAAGCUCCAUUCCCGGACUCUAGCGAUGGGGACACGUUGUACGUGAAGCUGUCCUGGGACUCCAAGACCUUCAGAAAGCUGGACUCCCCUCUGGGGCCCUCCGAACUCGCUCCAGCUCUCUCCCCUCUUCCUUGUCCCAAGCCCUCCCUCCCUCCCUCACCCCUCUGCGCCCCGCCCGCGGCGGCUCCGGCGACUCAGGGCGCCACCUUCCGCGCCUUGCCGACUCCGGACCUCGCUGUCAUGCGCCGGGCCGCGCGGGGGGAAGUGAGACCCAGCCGGGCCACCGUGAGCGCGGGCAAGGCCUUCGUCGCCGAGGCGGAGUCUCUGCACUCCGUCACCAAACUGUCGGCCUCAAAAUGUCUGAGCGCCACGAGGAGGAACGCCUCGUCCGGGACGCCCGGCGUCCGCAAGAAACUGCAGCUGAGCAAUUCUGAGACGCAGUCGAUGAUCAGCGACGACAUCCUGGGCCAGCUGCUGGACGAGGAGCUGGAGCUGGAGUUGAAGUCUGCUGUCCGAAGGCUGUCGGAAUCCCCCCCUCAGGUCCUGUCCUUCCCCCACAGCCUCACCCCCCUCAGGAAUCCCCACAAAGCCUCCGGUGCUCUGGGCACCUUCUCCCUGAAGCCGUCCUCCAUCGUCCUCCACAAGGUGUCUCUCUCCGAGUGGAACAGUCCGGCAUCACCAGCCAGACACGACUCCAGAAGUCCUCAGCAGGGCGAUGAGGUGAUGGAGGCAGGGCCACCGACGGGCUCAGUCGAGACGCCCAGAAGAACCGCUACGCCUAGGCGGCAGUAUGCCACCAGGGAGCAGAAAGCUACCACGCCUUCUCAAAAAACCCAACCACAAACCCCGAAGGAACCAGCCCUGGGAGUCCUGGCCGAAGUGGAUGAUGAAGACUCUCCGAUGCUGCCGGUCACCGGCACACCGAGGAGCUCGAAGAGGAAGUCGGCCCAGCUGGUUGCGUCUCGCAUCAGAAAACAGCUGAAUCUUCUGGACAACCUGCAGGACCUGAACUCGGACGGAGAGGAUGAGGAGGAGUUUGUUCCAUCCAAGAAGGAGCUCCAGAGCAGCAGUGAGGAUGAUGACGAUGGGGAGGAGGAGGAGGCGGGGCUUGAUAGUGAUGAGGAGGUAGUUUUCAAAAAGGGCAAAUAUGCUGCGGCCGGGUCUCGUACGCCUCAGUCGAAGCGGCGAACUCGCUCCUCGUCCAGAACGCCGCGAAAAACUCCAAACAAGAAGGUCACACCCGGCACGCCGCGGACUCCCCAUCGCGCCGUGCCCAACAUCCCCAGCAGGUCGCUGCCGGCCCGACAGCCCGCUAAUGUUCUGGAGGAGGCCAGAACGAGGCUGCAUGUGUCCUCGGUGCCAGAGUCCCUGCCCUGCAGGGAGCAGGAGUUUCAGGACAUCUACAGCUUCGUGGAGAGCAAGAUCGCAGACGGCACGGGGGGGUGCAUGUACAUCUCGGGUGUGCCGGGCACGGGGAAGACGGCCACGGUCCAGGAGGUGAUGCGCUGUCUGCAGCACGCGGCCGACGUGGACGAGAUCCCUCCUUUCCACUUCAUCGAGGUCAACGGGAUGAAGAUGACCGAUCCUCAUCAGGCCUACGUCCAGAUCCUGCAGAAACUGACGGGUCAGAAGGCCACAGCCGACCACGCAGCAGCUCUGCUGGAGAAGAGAUUCGGCAACGCUGCGCCCAGGAAGGAGACGACCGUGCUGCUGGUGGACGAAUUGGACCUGUUAUGGACCCGGAAGCAGAACGUCAUGUACAACCUGUUUGACUGGCCGACGCGGCGUCACGCCCACCUGGUGGUGCUGACCAUCGCAAACACCAUGGACCUGCCGGAGAGGAUCAUGAUCAACAGAGUGGCCAGCAGACUGGGUUUGACCAGGAUGUCGUUCCAGCCGUACAGCUUCAAGCAGCUGCAGCAGAUCAUCAUGUCCCGGCUCAACAAGGUGAAGGCCUUCGACAAGGACGCUCUCCAGCUGGUGUCCAGGAAGGUGGCCGCGCUGUCGGGCGACGCUCGCCGAUGCUUGGACAUCUGCCGCAGGGCGACGGAGAUCUGCGAGCACUCUGCCGCCGACCCUUCGGCCGCCGGUUUGGUUGGAAUGAGUCACGUGAUGGAGGCGCUGAACGAGAUGUUUUCCUCCACCUACAUCACGGCCAUCAAGUGCGCGUCGCUGCAGGAGCAGCUCUUCCUUCGGGCGGUCAUCGCGGAGUUUCGGCGGCUGGGCUUGGAGGAGGCCACCUUCCAACAGGUGUUUGUGCAGCACCAGGCUCUGUGCCGGGUGGAGGGCCUGCAGCCCAUCAGCGUGUCCGAGGGCCUGGCGGUGUGCCAGCGCCUGGGAGCCUGCAGGUUGCUGCUGCUGGAGCCGAGCCGCCUGGGAGUCCUGCUGCGAGUCCGCCUCAACGUCAGCCAGGACGACGCGCUCUACGCCCUGAAGGCCGACUGACAGGCUCCUCUUCAGACUCCUUUAUCUGAACCGCGUGAGAUUGUUCCCCCCGAGUUAUACAAACUGAACUCCAACAGAAUUUAGUUUUUAAGUACUUUGUGUGUAAUGUCCUCAAACUCCUCAGAUCAAGAACACUAUCACACUUUGAAGCAGAGGGACAUAUUUGGAGUCAAAAGUUCUUUGUGGGAUUGUCCCCAGUUUAAAAUGUUUUGCUCUUGAAUUAUUUUAACCUUGUACAGUGCAUUUUAUUUUUAUGUUUCAAUACCUGGAUAUGCAAUAAAGCUCCAUAUUUAAUAUGAA